AUGAACCCAGCAGUACAACAGUGGGCGUGGACCGCAGGCCAAGUGGCCCUCAAAACGGCUCUUUUCCCCUUCACCCACGUUCUCUUCUACAUUGUGCUUUCGCUAUGGCUAGUCCUAAAACACACUGUGAUUGUGCCGCUCCUUCUCAUUCUUCGAAUCGCCCUCUUUGGCCUCGUCUACCUCCCGCUCACGCCUGUUCUCACCGUUGCCGACGUGGAAUACGACGAAACCACGUCUGUGGAGAGCCUGAUCUGGCAAUUGGCCGUCCACUUGGCGCCCCGCGUGGCGUUCUUCCUUAUCCACUUGCUCCACUACCUCAUCAUCGCCAUGGUCACGGGAGUCGUUGUGGGCUGGUUCACGGGGCUCAACAUGAGCGUGGUGCUGAAGGUGUUCACGCCGCCUCCCGUGGAAGAGAAGAUCCAGGAGGAGAUUGAUCGCAGCAGGGCUCGCAUGGAGGAGUUGAAGAGACAGCUUCCGCCAAAAGUAGAGUCCACGUUACGAGAGGCAAUGAAGCCAAAGAGAGAAAGCAAAGACGAAGAAGUCAAAGAAGAAGCCAGGGAGUCACCGAAGAUUAAGACAGAGCAGCCCGAGUCAGCGUUGGCGUCUCCACCAGAGGGGCCUGCUCAGUUGACCGUGGCUGAUAUAGUGCAAAACAUACCCAAGGUGCUGCUACAAAAAGGUAAAGUCGACUUCAGUGGGAACGGCACAGAGCUCGCGUACGAGGACGACGAUGGGUACAACUACAUGAGCUACCGCGGGAACGGCAACGGCAACGGGAAUGGCGACGAGGGCAGCUCGUGGAGCGAGGAGAUCGAGGCCGAGCGUGCGCUCCAGGUACCCACAAUCGAGGAAGAGUCCGAGGGGUCGAGCGAAGAAAUGGCCGCGGGCGAGUCUGGGGCCAAGGCAAUAAGUUUCUCGAAGCAGGCGCUGGAGCAGGCGCUGGAGCAGGCGCUGGAGCAGGCGCUGGAGCAGGCGCUGGAGCAGGCGCUGGAGCAGUCUGAAUCGGUAACCGCAGGGUCCAAAGGAGACUCCCCGGGGGACUCCAGGCAGGAUUCUGGGGAGACUGGGCCUGGGGUCGGUGGUGAAACACUUAGCCCGGUGUCGCAGUUCGCUGCGCUGAGCGAGAGGGGCGAGGCAUCGACCCCUGCGACCGAGGUCGACGAGAGAAAAGCUUGA
Candidozyma auris is the source of this 1176-nucleotide messenger RNA. RefSeq lists its product as uncharacterized. Bases 1 to 1176 code for a protein of 391 amino acids. Lineage: Eukaryota; Fungi; Ascomycota; Pichiomycetes; Serinales; Metschnikowiaceae. The record is from RefSeq and is a predicted model, not a curated record. The transcript has a single exon.